Molecule: messenger RNA, 3736 nt
Organism: Oncorhynchus masou masou (cherry salmon)
Lineage: Eukaryota; Metazoa; Chordata; Actinopteri; Salmoniformes; Salmonidae
Product: protein unc-119 homolog B-like
Exons: 5
Coding region: 157-894 (245 amino acids)
Biological process (GO): nervous system development; lipoprotein transport; cilium assembly
Cellular component (GO): cilium
Molecular function (GO): lipid binding
Source: RefSeq, a predicted model, not a curated record
AUGGCAACUGUACAGCAUGUGCCUAAAAAAAACAAGUACUUGACCCAUCAACGAGAAGCGGAGAUUCGUCAGUCAACAACUACGACGCCAUCUUAUUACUUUAAGGUAGAGAGAGACAGAGACAGAUAGACAAGAUUGUCAUCAUAGCUGGGAAUUAUGAGCGGAGCUAAAGCCCGCAUCGACCCGCCUGUUGCUGCUGAGAAUGUCUCGAGCGCCGGGCACAGUUCUGCGGCUCCUGCGCGAGAGCGCAUGCCAAGUGGAGGGGUUCUGAAGAGACUCAAGUCUCGGCGAAGCCAGGUUGAUAGUAGGCCCGUCACAGAAGACCAUCUGCGGACACAAGUUGGCCACAUCACCCCUGAAGAGGUCCUAGGAUUGCGGGUUGCUACACGUGGGUACCUGUGUAAACCAGAGGACAACAUCUUCAACAUAGAUUUCAUUCGCUUUAAAAUCAGAGACCUGGAGACAGAGACUGUGUUGUUUGAAAUUGCCAAACCACCUCAUACAGAGGAAGACGAGGAGAAUGGAGAGGGAGACAUGAGUGCAGGACGUUUCGUACGCUACCAGUUCACAGCAGCAUUCCUACAACUGAGGACAGUGGGAGCCACAGUGGAGUUUACAGUGGGCACCCGGCCUCUGAACAGCUUCAGGAUGAUUGAGAGGCACUACUUCAGGGAUCACCUCCUGAAGAGCUUUGACUUUGACUUCGGCUUCUGUAUCCCAAACAGCCACAAUACUUGCGAACACAUCUAUGAGUUCCCUCAGCUGUCCGAGAGCUUGGUUUGUCAGAUGGUGGAACAUCCCUACGAGACGAGGUCAGACAGCUUCUACUUUGUUGACAACAGACUGGUCAUGCACAACAAGGCAGACUACGCUUAUAACGGGGGCAGGCAUUGAGGGAGUGUGUGUGUGUGUGUGUGUGUGUGUGUGUGUGUGUGUGUGUGUGUGUGUGUGUGUGUGUGUGUGUGUGUGUGUGUGUGUGUGUGUGUGUGUGUGUGUGUGUGUGUGUGUGUGUGUGUGUGUGCGUGCGUGCGUGCUGUGCCCAAGCCUAUACUCACACCAGCAAACUCUCCCCCAAAUGUUGAUUACUGUAAGUUAAAAAGCCUUUAUUGUCAUGGUAUAGCUGUAUAGUAUGGAAAAGUUUAAAAACAGCAGGACAGAGCCACAUAGACUACUGGCAGUAGUAUGGCAAAAAUCUGCCAAUAGUGCUUUCUCUGUACCACCAAAAGGAAGCAGGUUGAACCCCAAUGAUGUGUCUCAACUAACCAAAUGGUUGAUUUUAGUGUGUAGUUGGACAGUUGAUGUACUGUGCACUCCUUGGCUUUUAAGGGAAAGCAUAUUCUACACUUUUGUUGAACCAUGAGAAGCACUAGUUUCCCACCAAAUGUAGCUUUUUAGGAGUGAGUCAUACUUGUAAAAGACCCAACAAUGACCACACACACAGGCAUACAAACAAUCUUUCUCUCUUUCUCUCCCUAUUUAUAUUUCUCUCUAUCGUAACCUGCUGUGCUCAGGCCCACACUCCAGUCUGGAAAUAUAAUUAAGAUGGGAAUGGGGAAGACAUCCACACACUCACUGUCAAAUACACAUGUUGUGGGGGUGCUUUCCUGCAGGAGGGACUGGUGCACAUCACAAAAUAGAUGGCGUCAUGAGGGAGGAAAAUUAUGUGGAUAUAUUGAUGCAAGAUCUGAAGACAUUAGUCAGGAAGUUAAAGCUUGGUCGCAAAUGGGUCUUCCAAAUGGACAAUGACCCCAAGCGUAUUUCCAUAGUUGUGGCAAAAUGGCUUAAGGACAACAAAGUCAAGGUAUUGGAGUGGCCAUCACAAAGCCCUGACCUCAAUCCCAUAGAAAAUUUGUGGGCAGAACUGAAAAGGCGUGUGCAAGCAAGGAGGCCUACAAACCUGACUGAGUUACACCAGCUCUAUCAGGAGGAUUGGCCAAAAUUCUCCCAACUUAUUGUGGGAGCUUAUGGAAGGCUACCCAAAACGUUUGACCCAAGUUAAACAAUUUAAAGGCAAUGCUACCAAAUACUAAUUGAGUGUAUGUGAACUUCUGACCCCCUGGGAUUGUGAUGAAAUAAAUAAAAGCUGAAAUAAAUUAUUCUCUCUACUAUUAUUCUCACAUUUCACAUUCUUAAAAUAACGUGGUGAUCCUAACUGACCUAAGAAUUUGUACUACGAUUAAAUGUCAAAUAAAUAAGUUCAAAUGUAUUUGGCUAACGUGUAUUUAAACUUCCGACUUCAACUGUAAUCAUUUGAGGAACAGAAUCAGAACCAGGAACGAAAGUGAUCUAUAAUGUUCCAGAACAGAACCAUUAUUUGAAAAGCAUGGGAACCGGUUAAUAACAUUCUUCUUUGUUCUGGGCAUUUUUGUACAUUCCUACAAAAAUUGCAACAAAGCGCCUAUGCAAAGCCCUCACUCUGUUACUCAGAAACGUAUUCCAGUGUCUGCCUGCCAGCUGGAAAUCUUUGCCAGUUUGUUUGUGUGUUUAGGCUACCUGCCACUUCCCAACCGAAGCAUAGGUUACUGUAGCCUACUUAAGCGUGAUUCAGAAAUUAGGGAGAGAGAUUUAUUUAUUAGAGAAGAAUGGAUUCACUUUUUCAAUGCUGGUUAAGGAUACUAUAGUUAUACCGUUUCACAUUGGAUUUAUUAACUACAAAAGUUAAGACGAGUUUUUAAUUCUAGUGCUGCUCUGCACACACAAGCUUGUUAGCUAAAGUUAUUUCUGGUCCAACAUUAAGCCAACUCUCUGAAGUUCAAAGACAUUCAAAGUUCCCCUACGAGGUAUAAUUAUACCUCCUGUGUAGGUAUAAUUAUUUGGGCCUAAUUCAGAUAAUGCAUGUCAUGACAAGAUGCCCUUCAAGCCAGGCCUCCUACACUUGUCCAUAGUGACUGACAGCACAGUGCACAGUGUGUGUGUUUGUCUUUCAUUAUGAUUGAACCAUGCUGUUACGGCAAAAGACAAUUAGCUUUUAACGACUUUCCUAUAAAGAUGAAAUAGCUUAUCCUCUCCAUUGCAAGCUGCUCUGUCCACACUGAUUGGUGAGGUAAUUUGAUGUCAGAAUGAAAGAACAGAAAGGAACUAUAUAAUCCGGUGCUUUUUUGGGGUUCGAACCGGUUCAAACUUUAUUUUGCUGGUCGGAAUAGUGGAAUGGACCCCCAAAAAAUUUUGAUUCUGUUCAGAACAAAACCAUUAGAAAAUCAUUUUGGUUCCAACCCCUGCUUCACGAACAAGGUGAUCAGAAGGUCUACUCGUACAUUUACAUUCAAAUCAAGAAAAAAAAUCUAAAGCAGUGAAAGUCACCAGUUGUAAAAUAACUAGAACUUAAAUUUUUAUGUACACAAAUAUGUCCUUUAUUUUUUGUCGUUGGUUGAUUCGAAAGGCACUUAAACAAUAUAUAGCUUUUAUUUUAUUUUUAUAAACUGAGAAGACAGCUCUGAUCAGAAAUGUUUUUCACAGUCAAUAAUUAGAUAUGCAGUCAUACAGGAUACAGUGUAUUACUCAACUCUUGAUUGUAUUAAUAUGUCAGGUUGAUACUUUUAUUAUGUUUUAAAGUAAAAUGUUGUAGUGUUUUGAUUGUUUCCUCUAGAAACACCAAAAGUAUGUGUGGUGUGGAAAUUUGAUUGAUCUUUGUUAGAUAGAAAUCAAAUUGUGUAUUAUUGUGUAUUUUGUUAACUACUGGUGUCCAGGAUAAAGUGUAGUUGUAUGAAAUAAAUAUGUUGUCAAAAAUAAAUGAAUA